Molecule: messenger RNA, 3605 nt
Organism: Drosophila innubila
Lineage: Eukaryota; Metazoa; Arthropoda; Insecta; Diptera; Drosophilidae
Gene: p120ctn
Product: catenin delta-2
Exons: 4
Coding region: 135-2459 (774 amino acids)
Biological process (GO): cell-cell adhesion; cell-cell junction assembly
Cellular component (GO): plasma membrane; adherens junction; cytoplasm
Molecular function (GO): cadherin binding
Source: RefSeq, a predicted model, not a curated record
UUUGAAUUAGUACGCGAAGAAUAUUACCAAAGCAUUGUUCGAGGAGACUAAGCUCACAUAUAGAUUUGUGCUAUCAUUAAAUAUGUUUAUCAACAUAAUUUACUGGUAUUUUUAAGAUUUAAAACUAAACUAGGAUGAAUCCACAACAAAAUUUAAAUAUAGAGCCGUCGAUGGUGUCGGAAUCGGGUCAUAUACAAACCCAGUACACGGCAUUUCAAAACUUUGAGCAAUACACCGCGGCUGGAUAUUCAAAUGCACCCUUAUAUAUAUCGAAGCCAGCGGGCAUGGGGACCAUUCCUCGAAUGGCGCCUCAUUGCUCUACAAUUGGGUCUCAAAAUAAAAUAGAAACCACUUCUCAAGAAGUAUCAAUUCCCGGUAUGGAGGGUCAUGCAUUAGUACCGACCGUAAGAUACAUUCAAGCUCCACAAUUUGAUGAAGGUGCCGAUUUUGGUAUAUCUGGUUUACCGCCCUGUGGCCUAGAACCUCAUUACACAGAUGAGCAAGUAGGUCCAUAUGGCUUUACUACAGAAGCUCCUUAUGGGUUGCCGGGUGUAAGUGCAAAUAUGAAACAAUUUGCUUCGCGGCCAUUCGACAAUAACCUUAAUGGGUCCGAACCAGCUAUUGACUCACAAUGUAGAUCUUUUGAGGGUCAAGCUGAUUUCAAAUUAGCACCAUUUGCCACAGGUUCAUUGAACACUGCCCAACCCAGAAUUGGUGAGAAGGAGGAUUUCAUUGGGGGAUCCGAUAGUGAUCUGUGCUCAACAAUGAGAUGGCGUGAUCCAAACCUUUCGGAAGUGAUUAGCUUUCUUAGCAAUCCAAAUAAUGCUAUCAAAGCGAAUGCUGCAGCAUAUUUGCAGCAUUUAUGUUACAUGGAUGAUCCAAACAAGCAGCGCACAAGGACGCUUGGAGGAAUACCACCUUUAAUUCGAUUAUUGUCAUACGAUGCACCAGAAAUUCACAAAAAUGCAUGUGGAGCCUUGCGCAAUUUAUCGUAUGGUAGACAAAAUGAUGAAAAUAAACGUGGAAUUAAAAAUGCUGGCGGAAUAGAAGCAUUGGUGCAUCUUCUAUGUCGGUCUCAAGAGACUGAGGUUAAAGAAUUGGUAACUGGAGUAUUAUGGAAUAUGUCCUCAUGUGAAGACAUUAAACGGUCAAUUAUUGAUGAAGCGCUGGCUGCUAUAGUAUGUAACAUUAUUAAACCGCACUCUGGAUGGGAUCCCAUCUGUUCGGGAGAGACAUGUUUUUCCACCGUAUUUCGAAAUGCUUCUGGAGUGUUGAGAAACGUUAGCUCCGCUGGAGAACAUGCCCGAGAAUGCCUUCGAAAUUGCGAAAACUUGGUGGAAUCACUUUUCUACGUAGUACGAUCGUCCAUUGAGAAGAACAACAUUGGAAAUAAAACAGUGGAGAACUGUGUUUGUAUACUUCGCAAUCUCUCCUACAGAUGCCAAGAAGUUGAAGAUCCUAAUUAUGAUAAACACCCAUUUAUUAUUCAAGAAAGAGCCAUUCCAUCGUCAUCAAAAGGAGAGAACUUGGGCUGCUUCGGAACCAGUAAAAAAAAGAAGGAUUCCGCAUCAAAUGAGUCGCAACAAGACUACAUAUUUUCAACAGAAUAUUCAAAGAGUACAGGAGCAAGCAAUCCAACUGGCAAAGGAUAUGAACAGCUAUGGCAACCGGAAGUUGUACAAUAUUACCUAUCUUUGCUACAAAGUUGCUCAAAUCCCGAAACUCUUGAGGCCGCAGCUGGUGCAAUUCAAAAUCUUUCAGCAUGCUAUUGGCAGCCCAGCAUCGAUAUUCGAGCAACUGUGCGCAAAGAGAAAGGUCUUCCGAUACUCGUGGAGCUAUUGCGAAUGGAAGUUGAUCGUGUCGUUUGCGCCGUUGCGACAGCGUUACGCAAUCUGGCCAUCGAUCAACGGAAUAAGGAAUUGAUUGGCAAAUAUGCAAUGCGCGAUUUAGUCCAAAAAUUACCAUCGGGUAACGCUCAACACGAUCAAAAUACGUCGGACGACACCAUCACAGCAGUAUUGGCAACCAUUAAUGAAGUCAUCAAAAAGAAUCCAGAAUUUGCACGAUCACUUUUGGACGCCGGUGGCGUUGAUAGACUAAUGAAUAUCACAAGGCGCAAAGAACAAUAUACAACUUGUGUUAUAAAGUUUGCUAGUCAAGUUUUGUACACAAUGUGGCAGCAUCAUGAGCUGCGUGAAGUCUACAAAAAGAAUGGUUGGAAGGAGCAGGAUUUUGUUAAUAAACAUUUUGCAGCACACAGUACCCCGCCAAGUUCACCAAAUAAUGCUAACAAUACUCUUAAUAGACCAAUGGCAUCUCAGGGACGAACGCGUUACGAAGAUCGAACAAUCCAACGUGUCCCGAAUCCUUCUUAUAGAAAUAAAGAAGCAACAGGAGCUGCUGUCAUGUCCAACAACGAUACAGCAUUGUUGUCGGAAAUGGUUCGAAAACAAUUAUAAAGUGUAUAUUGUUUGUUAAUUAUUUUAUUAGUUGUAGAUACACACACACACACACAACCUAUUCAACUCUUGCAAUAAUUAAGAGCAGAGCUUGCAAAUAAGUUUCGACACAAAUUUGAAAGCAAUCCCCUCACUCAAAUGGAAGAAAAAAAUGAAGCACUCUCUAAAUUUUUGAGCUCUCAUCAAAUGGGAGUCUACAGAUAAGCAAAUUGUAUAAUGGGUCUUUUUUUACAUUAUUUAAUAUUUAUUAAUUUAAAAUUUAAUUAGAAAAUAUGCUUUUAAUGUAGUGAUUUAGAAUAAUUAAUUAAAUUAAUAAUCUUUAAAUACAUCCCGGUGUUUGGCUAUCAAAUGCCUCCGCAUAAUAGAUGUUUGGUCCAUUUGAUUCAUUUUUAAAAAUUCGAAUUUAAAGUAGAACCGCAUUUGUACACACAAGAUUCAUUUUCGUUUCAAGUUGUCAUUGCCUGAGCAAUUGUGAAAAAGAAAAACAAUUAAGUGUGUCUUUCCCCUUUUUUUUCUGGCAGUAUGAAUGUGUCGAGACUUUUUUGUGAGCUUUGAUUAAGAGUCGACAAAAUAAUUGUGGUUUUACUGGGGCUUUAUAAUUUUUCUAAGGUGAUUAUGGGUAAACAUAUUCAUUAUCAUAAUGAGAAUACGCUAUUUCUGUUGGCUCAAACAUUUAUUUGAUUUCGUACUUUAUACAAUAAAUAUAAAAGUUGACAAGAAUGGGCCGAAAAUUCCCAUUAUAAGUACAUAUCAACUCUAUUUAAAAUAAAAUCAAACUUUUAUCCGAUUGUCUUUUAACAAAUCAAGCAUUUUAGUUAAUGUAUUUUAACCUUUUUGAAUAUAAUAAUUUCUUGGUUGGGUUCUACAAUCUACAAACCAUUAAAUCAUAAGUUUUGUACUCUUCUGAAUGUUCAGAGAAAAUCUUUCUCAGAAGUCUAACAGAAACCCCAGAAAUGCUUAGAAUAUUUAUAAAACCCCAAAAGAAUAAUUUUUCUGUUUCCUUAUGUUAUUGUAUUACAAAUUCAUCGUUUCUUUAGUGUAUGCGUUAAGAUUUUAUAGCAUUGAUUAAAAUAAUUGUAAGAGGUGUAAUUAAUUCACACCUAUUAUGUGCAUUUGACUACAAAGUAAAAUAAGAUCAUUCAUGAA